Aureobasidium vineae is the source of this 2124-nucleotide messenger RNA. NCBI's taxonomy places the organism in Eukaryota, Fungi, Ascomycota, Dothideomycetes, Dothideales, Saccotheciaceae. The record is from the annotation of a GenBank genome assembly.
AUGGAGCACAUCAAGAGAACAUUCGCAAAGGCCAAGGAGGAGAACAGAGAGACUCCCGACAUCAUGCUGGCCAUGGAGGCUGGCGGUGCCGACAUUAUCGAACUCGGCAUGCCCUUCACCGACCCUAUCGCAGACGGCCCUACCAUUCAAAAAGCAAACACACAAGCCCUGAAGAACGGCGUCAACAUUGUCUCGACGAUCCAGAUGGUCAGAGAUGCAAGGAAAAGAGGUCUCCGUACCCCCGUCAUGCUCAUGGGCUACUACAACCCCGUACUCAGCUACGGCGAGGACAAGAUCCUGAAGGACUGCAAGGCUGCCGGUGUCAAUGGUUUCAUCAUGGUCGACCUGCCGCCAGAGGAGGCUGUCCGUUUCCGCAACCACUGCACUAAGAUCGGUCUCUCGUAUAUCCCCCUCAUCGCUCCCGCUACAUCAGAGAACCGCAUGAAGCUGCUGUGCAAGAUUGCCGACUCGUUCAUCUACGUCGUGUCGCGCAUGGGUGUCACUGGUGCUACUAGCUCGGUCAACACUGCUCUGCCCGAGUUGCUCGACCGCGUUCACAAAUACUCUGGCGGUGUUGCUGCUGCUGUUGGCUUCGGUGUCAGCACCAGAGAGCACUACUUGAGCAUCGGUAGCAUGGCCGAGGGUGUUGUUAUUGGCAGUCAAAUCAUCCAGACUCUUGCCGACGCUUCUGCUGGUCAGGGUGCUCAGGCCGUUGAGGACUACCUGGAUGGCAUUACCCAGCGCAGAGAUAUCAUCAAGUCGCAACCGCGCGAGGAAGCUAGUCUUGAGAACACUGAGAGGGAGGAUCUUCCUGAGGAGAUUCACGUCGACGGUGUCGUAAAGGACAAGGACACUCCUGACGGCCCUGGUCUUGCCGACCAGAUCGAGGCACUCAACACCGACGGACCCAUGGACUCAAAUGCCAUCCCUGCAAGAUUUGGAGAGUUUGGUGGUCAGUACGUUCCUGAGUCAUUGAUGGACUGCUUGCGCGAGCUGGAGGACGGUUUCCAGGCUGCCAUCAACGACGAGAAGUUCUGGGAGGAGUACCGCUCAUACUACGAAUGGAUGGGUCGCCCAGGUCACUUGCACUUGGCUGAGCGCCUCACCGAGCACGCCGGCGGUGCAAACAUCUGGUUGAAGCGUGAGGAUCUGAACCACACCGGUUCGCACAAGAUCAACAACGCUCUUGGUCAAGUUCUUCUGGCUCGCCGUCUGGGCAAGACUGAGAUCAUCGCCGAGACUGGUGCUGGUCAACACGGUGUCGCCACUGCUACUGUCUGUGCCAAGUUCGGCAUGAAGUGUACCGUCUACAUGGGAGCUGAGGAUGUCCGUCGCCAGGCCUUGAACGUCUUCCGCAUCAAGCUGCUUGGUGCCCAGGUCAUCGCUGUCGAGGCCGGCAGCCGUACCCUCCGUGACGCUGUCAACGAGGCCAUGCGCGCCUGGGUCGUCAAGCUUGACACCACCCACUACAUCAUUGGCUCAGCCAUUGGUCCUCACCCCUUCCCCACCAUCGUCCGCACAUUCCAGUCCAUCAUCGGACGUGAGACUAAGGAGCAAAUGAUGGCUCUGAAGGGCAAGCUUCCCGACGCCGUCGUCGCAUGUGUCGGUGGUGGAUCCAACGCGGUAGGCAUGUUCUACCCCUUCUCCAACGACCCCAGCGUCAAACUUCUCGGUGUUGAAGCCGGUGGUGACGGUAUUGACACUGACCGUCACUCUGCCACUCUUUCUGGCGGCACUCACGGUGUCCUCCACGGUGUGCGCACUUACAUCCUGCAAGACAAGCACGGCCAGAUCUCAGACACACACUCCGUCUCGGCCGGUCUCGAUUACCCCGGUGUCGGCCCUGAGCUUGCGAACUGGAAGGACACCGACCGUGCCAAGUUCAUCGCCGCUACUGACGCCGAAGCCUUUAUCGGAUUCCGUCUGCUAUCUCAACUCGAGGGUAUUAUCCCCGCUCUCGAGACCUCGCACGCCAUCUUUGGUGCCAUGGAGUUGGCAAAGACGAUGAAGAAGGACGAGGAUAUCGUCAUCUGUCUUUCUGGUCGUGGUGACAAGGAUGUGCAGAGUGUGGCCGAGGAGCUUCCCAAGAUCGGUCCCAAGAUUGGCUGGGACUUGAGAUUCUAG